GCCCCCCACCCUCAGCCCCUGGGCUCCGCGGGAGAGGCAGCCCGGGGCUCCUUCUUGUCCGGGCAGUGGGGAAUGCAAUCAUGUUCACACCUUGACCAUUAUCUUCUUCUGUGGAACCCAAACUUGUUAGUUCUCACAGAGGUAUUAUUGAAGAGUAAAACUGGCCUAUCUGCACUUUGGCUUCCUGUCACUGUCUGAUCUCUGUCCCUCACAUGAGCUGCUGCUGUGAUACCAACUGUCAAAAAGCCCUCACCAGAGGAUGAAUUUUGGACUAUCAACCUCCAAAACUGCUCUUCGAGUGCCUGCCAUGAGAAGAGCCCGGGCUUCCCCUGCAAUAGAAUGCUCCUUCUCAGUGAGUAGGUACUUUCCUGGAAGGACUGGUGAGCAUCUGACAGACAACAAGGAAGAUGUCAGAGUUUUCCAUUUAGAGCAACAACUUCAAGUUCUUACCAUGGACAAAUCAGAGAAAACUGAAGUGGUUCUUCUUGCUUGUGGUUCAUUUAAUCCAAUCACCAACAUGCACCUCAGAUUAUUUGAGCUGGCCAAGGAUUACCUGAAUGGAACAGGAAAAUAUAGAGUUAUCAAAGGCAUAAUUUCUCCUGUUGGUGAUGCAUAUAAGAAGAAAGGGCUCAUCCCUGCCCACCACCGAAUCAUCAUGGCAGAACUUGCCACCAAGUCUUCCAACUGGGUGGAGGUGGACACGUGGGAAAGUCUUCAGAAGGAGUGGACAGAGACUGUUAAGGUGCUGAGACACCAUCAAGAGAAGCUAGAGGCUGGCAACUGUGACCAAAGGCAGAACUCGCCUGUGGUUGAAAGGUCUGGACGCAAGAGGAAGUGCUUGGAAGAAAGACAGGAUUCUAGUCAGAAGAAAUCCCUAGAGCCCAAAACAAAAGGUGUGCCAGAGGUGAAGUUGCUGUGUGGGGCAGAUUUACUAGAGUCCUUCGGUGUGCCCAAUUUGUGGAAGAGUGAGGAUAUCACCCGAAUCGUGGCAGACUAUGGGCUCAUAUGUGUCACUCGGGAUGGAAGUGAUGCUCAGAAAUUCAUCUAUGAGUCCGAUGUGCUGUGGAAACACCAGAGCAACAUUCACCUGGUGAACGAGUGGAUCCACAACGACAUCUCGUCCACAAAGAUCCGGAGAGCCCUCCGAAGGGGCCAGAGCAUUCGAUACUUGGUACCAGAUCUGGUCCAAGAAUACAUUGAAAAGCAUGAUUUGUACAGCUCUGAGAGCGAAGACAGGAAUGUUGGGGUUGUCCUGGCUCCUUUGCAGAGAAACACUGCAGAGGCGAAGUCAUAGAAAUGCUACAGCUUGACAGUUUGGAUCACUCUUCUGGAGAUUUUAAACAAUCUGGUGUUGUAACUCAGGAAAGAAAUCUUUAUCUUUCAUAAACAAAAUUUUAAAAAUCUGAUAAAAGUCCGCUGGAAAUUAAAGUAAGAUUUAUGUUUUCUUUUUAUCAGAGUGGCUAAGAUGAUAAUAAGGCCUUAAAUAAGGCCUUAAAAAAAAAAAAAAGAAUGUACAAAUCCCUUUAUUUUUAAGAGACUA
Messenger RNA from Ictidomys tridecemlineatus (thirteen-lined ground squirrel), 1540 nucleotides. The record is from RefSeq and is a predicted model, not a curated record. Lineage: Eukaryota; Metazoa; Chordata; Mammalia; Rodentia; Sciuridae.